Messenger RNA from Cannabis sativa, 1135 nucleotides. RefSeq names its product early nodule-specific protein 2-like. The coding region runs from base 431 to 874 and encodes 147 amino acids. The transcript is spliced from 2 exons. The record is from RefSeq and is a predicted model, not a curated record. NCBI's taxonomy places the organism in Eukaryota, Viridiplantae, Streptophyta, Magnoliopsida, Rosales, Cannabaceae.
AAGAUAAACCGAACAAGUAAUUAUUUAAAUUUUAAAAACAUAAAAAGAAUAUAUGAAGUAUUAUUUCAAAAAAGUAAAUCAAAUAUAAAAUCCUCAGUAACAUAUAGCAAAUACACCUUUCUUUCUUUUUUUUUUUCUCUAGAAAAAAAAAAUCUUCUGAAAAAGAAAAAAAAUAUUUUUUACAUGUAAAAUUAAGAUUACCAGUUAAAUUUGUUUCCCUUUUAAGUGGUAUAAAAUCCUAAUAUGCAUCUUUAUUUUUUUUUUCAAAAAAUAAUAAUUAUAAAAAACACCUGGUAUGCCAAUAAAAAGACUAGAUUCGUAACUUAGGAAAAAACUAUAAAUAGAGAGAUAUGAAGUGCAAGUGUACUCAAGUACCAUUAUCUUAGUUUCUCAUCUUCUCUAUGUAUAUUUGUGAAAAGGAGUCUAGAGUAUGGGUUUUAAAGCAUAUAACUCUGUUCAGUUCUUCUUCUUCUUCCUUGUGGUGGUUUUUGCUUUCGUUUGCUUUGCUCAGAACAUUCAUACAGGAAAUGAAAACAUGUUGAUUGGCGAAGAGUAUAAAGGCCCACAGUUUAAUCCCAGUGACACACAUCAACUACCACCAUUGAUACUCCAAGACUAUCCUCCAGCUGGACCUAACCCUAGACACAAGCCACACCUUCCCCCACCUGCAAAUGAAAACAAUUUGAGUGUCCAAGACUAUGCGGAUCCCAAGCCUAACCCUAGACACAAGCCUCCUCCUCAACAACCUACAAAUGAAAACAAAUUGAGCAUCCAAGACUAUGCUGAUCCUGGGUCUAAUCCCAGGCACCAGCACCCGCCACCACUAAUGACAAAUGAAAACGAGUUGAUACUCCAAGACUAUCCACCUGUUUGACCUAACCCUAGACACAAGCCACACCAUCCACCACUUGCAAAUGAAAACCAAUUGAGUGUCCAAGACUAUGCGAAUCCCGAGCCUAACCCUAGACACAAGCCUCCUCCUCAACAACCUACAAAUGAAAACAAAUUGAGCAUCCAAGACUAUGUUGAUCCUGGGUCUAAUCCCAGGCACAAGCACCCGCCACCACUAAUGACAAAUGAAAACGAGUUGAUACUCCAAGACUAUCCUCCUGUUGGACCUAACCCUAGACACAAG